AAAAUUUACUGCUGGGAUUUAAACUGAAUUAUCCAAGUUUUUAUGAAAUAUUCAACCCCAAGAGCAAAAGAGAUAAACCAAAUUGAAGUUCUGUCAAAGGAAUGUCACAUCAUUUAUCUGGGAUCGGGGAUAAGAAGAUUCUCCAGAGGAAAAUUCCAAAUAACACACGAUAUAAAAAUGUUAUGGCAAGGGUAGAUACCGGAUCAAGUGUUACAAGAUACGAGAAAAGAAUUGAAGAAAUGCAGAUGAAUUACAGAUAUAGGAAGAAUGAAUUGUUCAAGCGAAUGAAAGUUACCACAUUCGCUCAACUGGUUCUCCAAGUUGCAAAUAUAGCAAUGGCAGAUGAAGAUGAAUAUGAUGGAAUAGGCACACCGCGAUCUGAAGUUACUUCUAAUGCAACAUUAAAUGGAAACCAUAGCGACUCUGGUGAGACACACGGUGAUGAUAAUGACAUUGAAAGUGUUGUAUCCUCAAGGUCAACCCUACAAAGCGUCAUCAGUGGCGUAGGAGAAGCAGAUUUAGGUGGUCCAAGCGAGCCUAGACAUGUUGCUCAGCAAGGCAAUAACAUCUCAGAAGAAGAAAUGAGGUUGAUGCAGCCGUACCCAUUGUGUCCUUACCUUGUGGUGGAUGUGAGAGAUCAAGAUGAAUAUGAUAGAGGCCAUAUAAUAGGAGCUAUCAACUCCCCAACUGCAAGGCUGUCAAGGACAACAAAUAAUUUUACAAGAGAAAUGCUGGAAUAUAAAAAUCAAGUUGGCAAAAUAAUCGUACUUUAUGAUGAAGAUGAAAAACUUGCAACCAUGGCGGCGACCACCAUGGUAGAACGCGGAUUUGACAAUAUUUUUAUAAUUUCUGGAGGAUUAAAGGUUCUCGGGCAAAAGAUACCAGAAGGGCUUAUCACUGGUACUCUACCGCCCUCGUGUGUACCCGCAUACAUUGCAAAGAGAUUGAGAAAUAAUCGAUCCAUGGCUGAAGAUGGACCGAUUGACGCCAGUCCUAAUCACAGACUCAAAAGAUUCUCCUCAGAAGAAUUGGACAGGAUUAAUCAUUAUCUGGAUGAGAGCUUGGUCCCCAAUGAUACAGGAAGUCGCUUGAGUCGCCAGUCCAAAGCGAGUGAUCGUUUGACAGCAAUGAGUAAAACGUCAUCCAUGUCAUCAAGCAGCAGCGGAGGAAGCAGAAGACCAUGGAAAUGAUGUCAUAAUGAGAUUCAAUGAUGCGGAACUGGACAAUGAUACUAAAAUUUUUAAUGGCGUUGAAUAUUACACCUUAUUUUUUACAAAGCUAUUUAUUUCAUGACCAACUUCUUUGGGUCGAACAGUGUUGUUUAAAAAAUUUGCUAUUUAUUUCUUGAUAGUUUCUAUACUUUUACUUAAUACUAGCUCUGAAAUAGGCUUGAGACAGAAUCUACUGAAAUGGAAGCGCUCCAAGUGUGUGUACCAAUAUGGAGGUAACUUAUUUUGUUCGCCUAUUUUAUAUCAAGUUGUGUAAAGGGACUGAAACCUAUGGGCAGGGAGUAUAUUCACUUGGCUAGCACAGACAGUCCCCGUAAUAAACUCGUAAUAAAACUAAAUUAAGGAAAAUCGGAAUAAAAACAUCGCCUAACCCUAACCUGGUACACACACUACGGAAGUACUGAAAUGGCUGCUAAGCUUAAAGAGCGUUUAAUUAACAGACGUCUAAUUUUUUAAACCAUAUUUUACCUUAUCUACGCCUUCACUAUACAAACAUCCAUCAUUGUGUGAAAAACUACUAGGGCUGGGCUGGGUUCUUUCUGGAUCAGCAUUUCUCAUUCCUUUUAUUACACCCAGGGUAAUAUACGGAUGUUUCCCCGAGCAAUAACUUCCUUGCCUAUUUUCGUAUCAACGGCCAAUAAGCUAAUAAUGGAGUAACAAUUGGAAUUUAUGCGGCCGUGGACGCAGUGAAACGCUUUUAUUAAAAAUAAUGAAUUUCGCGACAUACACCAGUUCAUAAGCGCCAACUCUCGAAAUAAGCAUAUAAAAUUUUUCAUAGUAAAGUAUAGAAAGAAUUUUUCUCGGGUCAAGGGUCAUGGAAGCAUAUAUUGUGGGCAUUGGAUUUGAACCUGUACUGUUGUCUUUUUUUCUGUUUACCAGUUUAGGUCGAGUGUUUAAUAGCUGAACGAUUCUUUUCAAAUGCUCGGAGUAGGAUCGUGGCAGAUUCCAUGACCAAUCUUUAGUUUUAGACAAGUUGGAGAUGUUUUGUAAAAUAUAUACUAUGUAUAAAAAUGUGCAUAAAAAUACUGUUUCACCAAAUUCUUGUUUUUGUUGCAGAACAAUCGUUUUCCUUUCCCUCUUAUGGGAACAUUGUUAUAUGACGUAUGGGAACGUUUUAUACAGGGUAUCCAUAAAGGUCUUUUACAAUUUCGAUUUUGUUAUGAAGUCAGUUCUUUAUAUAUCUUACCCAAGUGUCGUUGAUAAAUUCCCUUUGCAAUUUCAAGAUGUCAUGGGAACCCUAUGGUUCCUAUAUUACCUUUCUAUUUUGGGCGCUCCUGAAGUAUUCAUACCAAGAUGGUGCACAGCCUGAACACAGUGGGUACCAGGUUAGGGUUGUUCCGGUUGUGUGUCAUCUUGGUACGAAUACUUCCGGAGCGCCAAAUUUUGUGUCCAUGUAUUCGAGCAUUGCUCUCUUGUUCAAAGUCCAACCAAUGCUCAUAGAUUCUUCCAUAUGUUUUGGGAGUGAUUGCCAAUUAUGCUAUUUCCAAUGCAUUCCAAAAUAGUAUUUUUGAAUAUGAAAUCCUAAAUGUAUUCUAGCUUUCAUACAAAUAACACUAAACUAGAUUGUAUAUGCUUCGUUGUUUUUAAUAUGUUUCGCAAUUUGUUAGUUUCUUCGUACUGUUAUGUUUUCUUGAAUUCUUUCCUGUUUAUUCAAAUUGUACUACAUAUGUGUUAUCUAAUUUUGUUUGCUAAUUUGCUGUUAUAAUAUGAUUAGCAUUACUGCUGGUUGGUUGAGACAUCUUCCACCUGACGUUUUUUCAUACUUGGAACAAUUGUUUGAACAGCUGAUCUUAUACUCAUCUGGGUAACUGGAAGGGAGUCUGUGGUUUGCCAUGAGAUUAGAUUUCCUCUCUCGCUCGUGAUAAAUAUAGAAGUUCUUCUCCAUCUGUUACAGUCUGUGAUUGUGUAAGUAUAUUAUAAUCAUUAGCAUGAAAAAGAAACGAUCAUACACCUCUUGACCAGUUAUUAUAAUUUAAUUCUUCCUAAUGCAGUUGUUCACAAAUUUUUUAGGCCACGGCCCCUUUUAAAAUAAAUCAAGUCUCGCGCCUCAAAAAUAACUAACAAUAAGCUACAAAUAACAGAUGUUGAGAAGAAAGUAUAUUCUCAUUCUAAAAACACGUUUAAAAUAUGUGAAUGGAACAUAAAUAUCCAAAAUAAGGCAGGCAAGAUCAAAGCUAACGAUUUUUUUUUCUAAUAAACUUCACACCCCCUCAUAAAAUUGUCUACGCUCCCCUUGGGUGGGCCGUUUAGGAACCACUGUUCUAAUGUAUAGUUGGUGGAGGAAGUCUUAACUAAAUAUUAGUUAUGUGAACUUUUCAAUGGUAGCAUCUUCAGCACCAUUACUCUGAUGCAUGUAUAUUCUUGUUUUCUGUUAUAUUUUCUGCGAUGUGCUUGUUACUAUGGAUAUUCAAAAUCAGAUUAAUUUAGUAUUAUGUUCUUUAUAUGGUCCAGAUAUCAAUGAUUUUUUGUGCAAACCCUCGCCAAUGUUCAAAAUCAGUAAUUAUCCAGUUAGAGUUUGGAAUGCGGAUUGCACUGGAAAUAUAAUUUUUUUAAUUAUUCCUAACCUUAAUUCCAACUAUAUACUUACUAAUUUGUUAGUCUUAAACGUGGCGGAAUGUUUUGUUCGAAUCUCAAAAUUUAUGCAUUCAUGGCAGGGGCUUUGUACCAAACACCCCUGCACGUUUAUACUGGCCAACUUUGAUUUAAGAUGAUUCUGUAUACCCUGCACCAUAGGAAAAAUGUAUCUUGGUAUAAUCCUUGUAUUCCAAAGGUUGUUUUAUUUGAAUUAUAAACUAUUUGGAACUGCAAUUCGAACUUUAAGUUGAGAAAUCUUUAUUCAAAAAACUACGAUAGUGCAGACUGCAAACUUCGGACUCAUGAGCGACGGCUUUGGGACUGGUGAAAGUUUCCCUCCAACUCCAUGAUGUAUCAGAUGUUAUUCAGGCUAUUGCUUUACUUGAAAACUUUGGGCCAAACUCUUUUAUUUAGUACAUGUUCCUAACAACACUGUAAGGAGAGAAAUGUAUAUUUUUGUAUUUUACCGCUUGCUUGAUUUUAGUGAUUUGUUAAUAAAAUUAUUUCUAGAUA
Messenger RNA from Styela clava, 4316 nucleotides. Lineage: Eukaryota; Metazoa; Chordata; Ascidiacea; Stolidobranchia; Styelidae. The record is from RefSeq and is a predicted model, not a curated record.